Gamsiella multidivaricata is the source of this 762-nucleotide messenger RNA. RefSeq names its product peptidase M50B-like-domain-containing protein. Lineage: Eukaryota; Fungi; Mortierellomycota; Mortierellomycetes; Mortierellales; Mortierellaceae. Bases 1 to 762 code for a protein of 253 amino acids. The record is from RefSeq and is a predicted model, not a curated record. The transcript has 4 exons.
AUGGCACCCGUGCAAAACGGAAGCGGUAACUCACAAAACCUCCUGGCACCAACUAAGGAGCAGAUCACCACCCUCUGGUUCAUUGGAGGAUAUAUGGUCGGUAUUCUUCUCCUCUGGCAAAUGCCCUAUCUGAAGCACCUGUUGUAUCCAUUCAAGCUCGUAACGAUCGGUCUACACGAAUUCGGACAUGCUUGUAUGGCCUGUAUUAGUGGCGGGAAAGUCAAAUCCAUUACGGUGGAUCCAAAUCUUGGAGGGUUGACGACGUAUGUUGGGAACAGGAGAACACAAUGUCUGGCUUUGCCGGCAGGGUACUUGGGAAGCUCGCUCCUCGGUGGGAUCUUGGUGUUCUGCGGAUUCAAUGUGACGGCAUCCAAGGGCGCGGCGAUUAUGUUGAUCGUAUGUUUGGUACUGACGAUGUUCUGGGCGAGGAACCUGUUGGCGUUCGGGAUCUGCUUGUUCUUUGCGGGAAUUAUUGGACUCCUUUGGUGGCUCGAUGGUGGAAGGUACUUGAAGUACUUUACGCUGUUCCUUGGUGUUAUGAGCUGCAUUUACAGUAUCCUUGAGAUUUUGGAUAUGCUGGUACUGAGGAAGUCGAACGGAUCGGAUGCGGAGCAGUUUGCAGAGAAGUACGGCAUCUUCCCUGCGCAGGGAUGGGGAUUCAUCUGGUUGUUAGUGUCGCUGAUCUUUUUAGUGGGCUCAGUCCUUGCAGGUCUGGCGGCCUUCAAGGACGAUGGCGCCGGAAACUCAACAAAGUCUCCGUAG